Molecule: messenger RNA, 1652 nt
Organism: Closterium sp. NIES-67
Lineage: Eukaryota; Viridiplantae; Streptophyta; Zygnematophyceae; Desmidiales; Closteriaceae
Source: the annotation of a GenBank genome assembly
UACCUGCAGCCCAAGAGCAAAACCAAACCAAGCCAAGCCAAGCCAAGCCAAGCCUGAUAAUAAUCUCCUCGUUUAGGGCGUGGCGCUGUAGAGUCGCAUCAAGCUGUUUAUCUGCCGUCAGAUUCUGCUCCCCUGCCUGCGUUCCUUGUCGCGACGGCUUGCCUUCUUAGGCUCAGAUAAUUCGGGCUGAUUCUGGAACAAUGGCUGCCACCUUGGGAUUGUCGACAGCAGUUUCCGUUCCCGCCAGGCUGAGCCACGUGGCAUCUGCCAGCAACGGCAUCUCCGGCACCGCGGCCUCCGUCGCCUUCCCCUCCGCGAAGCGAGCGGGUCAUGCGGGAUCGCAGGUGGCGGAGGGACGCGGCAAGUGCCGAUGCUCGACGGCGGAGAUUCUCCACGACGGCGCGCGGGAUCCGCUGCUGUUGCGCGUGGCGCGCGGAGAGGACGCUGAGCGGACUCCCGUGUGGCUCAUGAGGCAAGCCGGGCGCUACAUGAAGGACUUCCGCAAGUUCUCUGACAAGUACCCCUUCCGCAUGCGCUCUGAGACGGCGGAGAUUGCUAUCGAGCUGACCCUGCAGCCGUGGAAGGCGUUCGGCACGGACGGCGUCAUCAUGUUCUCCGACAUCCUCACCAUCCUGCCCGCGCUGGGGGUGGAGUUCGACAUGGUCAAGGGCAAGGGGCCCGUCAUUGCGGACCCCAUUCGCACCAAGGCCGACCUGCUGGACAUGAAACCUCUGGAGGACCCUGACGCCAAGCUGCCCUUCAUCCGCGAGAUCCUCACUUCCCUGCGGAGGGAGAUCGCGGGCAGCGAGGCGACGCUGCUGGGGUUCGUUGGCACGCCGUGGACGCUGGCGGCGUAUGCCAUCGAGGGGCAGGGCAACAAGAACCUCAUGGCCACCAAGCACAUGAUGCUGCACGAGCCUCAGCUGCUGCACGGCGUGCUGCAGGCCCUGGAGGAUGCCCUAGUAGUCUACGUGUGCCACCAGAUCAGCUGUGGGGCACACAUCGUGCAGCUGUUUGACUCGUGGGCGCACCACCUCACGCCUGCGCAGUUCGCUGAGUUCAGCCUGCCAUACGCGCAGCGCAUCGUGCAGCGUGUGAAGCAGCUGCACCCGCACACGCCCAUCAUCUUCCACGCCAACGGCGGCACUGGCAAGCUGCACCUCGUGCAGGCGGGAUGCACUGCUGAUGUCAUCGGGCUCGACUGGGGCACCGAUAUGGCUGAAGCCAGGAGCCUCUUUGGCAAUGACACUGUGCUUCAGGGUAAUGUGGACCCUAUGGUUCUCUUUGGCCCCGAGGCGUCCAUCAGAGCAGCAGUGGCUGACUGCCUGAUCAAGGCGGGGGGCAGAAGGCACAUUCUCAAUGUGGGACAUGGCGUGGUGCAGGGAACUCCUGAGGAAUCUGUUGCUCUCUUCUGUAAGCUUGCACAGGAGAGUGGGAGGGCAGGCGCACAGGCAGCUGCCGUCUUGCAAUCAGCUGCUUGAAAGAGAAGUGCUUGGCUUAUGCAAUGAUAUGCUAGUGCAACGUUGAGUUUUGAAGGAAUGCUGCGUGCUUGUUAUUUAGUAGCUAGAAAAUGUCCAAUAGAAUGAGUAAUAACGUGGAAAAGUGUUUUGGUAGUAUUUCAAACUAUUUUGAAUGGAUGAGCAUUUUGUAGG